GAUUGUGGAAGUCCGAUUUUCACGGGAAAUCUUGGGAUUUAUCGCGAACGUUUCACGAGUGCAGAUUGUGAAGAAUCCAAGUGUUUCAGGGAUUGAGAAUAUUAAUAUAGACCAGCGAAGAGUAAUGGGUGCUUAUAAUCAAGGUUCGAAUGGGUUUUCGCAGCCCUUGGAUAGUUCUAGGAAGAGGAGGCGAAGUAAAAACGAUGCAGGCAGUGUUGAGGAGACUCUGUCGAGGUGGAAAGAGAUUAACAGGCUUAAGGAGGCUGGGAUCUACGGUGAUAAGAUACGCAAGGUACAGUCCAAGGGGUCGAAGAAGGGUUGUAUGAAAGGUAAAGGAGGGCCGGAGAAUCAGCGGUGUAAUUACAGAGGUGUUAGGCAGAGGACGUGGGGGAAGUGGGUUGCAGAGAUUCGAGAGCCCAACAGAGGGAGUAGGCUUUGGUUAGGUACUUUCCCCACGGCUGUUGAUGCUGCGCUUGCUUAUGAUGAGGCUGCUAAAGCCAUGUAUGGUGCCAAUGCCCGCCUUAACCAGCCUAAUGUGAACAAUCGCAAUAGUUAUGUGUCUUCUUGGAAUGAAUCGUCACAUGAAACUUCGUCAGUUACCACUCCAUCAGGGUGUUCUACGGUGGCGAAACAAGGAUGCUGCGAGUCUACUACGAUGUCUAAUCAGUCUGAUCACUCCGAGGUCUGUGCAGAGGAGGAAUCCGUUAAAGUGAAAACCGAGGAUGGUGAGGGUGAAUUGACUAGUCGUGCUUGGUCUAAUGCGUAUACUGAACCCAGUGCCUCUAAUGCCACACAGGAUGUAGAUGUGAAAAGCGAGGUUCCUAUGGAUCACGCUCAUACAGAUCAACCUGGUGUCCAAGAGCAAGCACUUGACUGGAUUGGUUUUGAUGUCAAUUAUUUGAAUCAGUUUUCACUGGAAGAGCUUCUCUUUGUGGAUGACUUAGUCGGCCCUACGGAUGAUAAACCCAUUCCUACCCUGAAAUUGCAGCAAGAUACAAGCUCUGAUGUUGGUCGUUCUCAGUUUGCGGACACGGCCCCUGUUGAGAGUGCCACGCCGUCGAAUUCAUCAUACCAGGUGCAGUAUCCAGAUGGCACGACUUCCGGGAGUGUUCAGCAUAUGGACCAGGAGCCUUCUGUUGCUGACUAUGGCUUUGAUUUGUUAAAUCUUCAGUUGCAGGAUGGUAAUGUUGGGGUAGACAACCACAGAUACUUCAACAUGGAUGAUUUUGAUUUUCAUUUCCCUGGAGGAGCUGACAACUGAAGUUGAUGAGGGAAUGUCAAAAGCUAGAGUUUGUGCAGCCUGCUCCAUUGGCUUGGUUCCAUAUCUUGUGUUGAUAAUGGAUUCCAGUAGAGUUGUGGUUACAUACUUAGUAGGGUGAAAUGUUUUUUGCUCCUGGGGGUUGAUCGUGUCAAUGAGCUAGUUCUCUGGACUUUUAGACGAGAGAAUGUAGCAUCGAGGAUUUUUAUGUUUCUCCUCCAUGAACCAGUUGCUCUGACUAUGAUAUAUAAGACAGCCCAUGAACUGAUUCUUUGUUGUAGAUGGGAUGAAGUGAGACAAAUUGUGUAUAACAGUCGUACUUGAUAUAAAAAUAUGCAUAAUUCAUGAAAAUAUGUUAAUAAAAAGGAAAAGCAAAAGCAUUGUUCUUUCUUUGCA
Molecule: messenger RNA, 1654 nt
Organism: Fragaria vesca subsp. vesca
Lineage: Eukaryota; Viridiplantae; Streptophyta; Magnoliopsida; Rosales; Rosaceae
Product: dehydration-responsive element-binding protein 2C-like
Exons: 2
Coding region: 125-1261 (378 amino acids)
Biological process (GO): response to stress; positive regulation of DNA-templated transcription
Cellular component (GO): nucleus
Molecular function (GO): transcription cis-regulatory region binding; DNA-binding transcription factor activity
Source: RefSeq, a predicted model, not a curated record